AUGCCGACUCUCCGUUUAAUCCUCAUCCGCGCGUUUCCCACAGUCAUCAGCACGAUACAAGGAAGCACUCAGAGAAACAGCAAGAACUAUCAUGGAAGUGGAAGUCGUGGCACAAAAGGAAAUGUCGACAUGAUAAGGAGUGUCAAAAGUGGAAAAGAGAGCGUGAUCGUUGACCGGAGCACGAUUACAUAUACUAGGACGUUUGAUGUGCGGCAUGAGGAGAACAAUGAUGAGGCUGAACUUGUGCAUAUGGAAGAGUUCAGCGAGAAGGCAACAAGGGAGCGAGAGGAUAGCUACAGUAGUGAACUGAGGUUGUAG
This is a messenger RNA of Alternaria burnsii, 318 nucleotides long. RefSeq lists its product as uncharacterized. The record is from RefSeq and is a predicted model, not a curated record. Bases 1 to 318 code for a protein of 105 amino acids. The transcript has a single exon. NCBI's taxonomy places the organism in Eukaryota, Fungi, Ascomycota, Dothideomycetes, Pleosporales, Pleosporaceae.